This is a messenger RNA of Patiria miniata (bat star), 24719 nucleotides long. RefSeq lists its product as uncharacterized. The record is from RefSeq and is a predicted model, not a curated record. Lineage: Eukaryota; Metazoa; Echinodermata; Asteroidea; Valvatida; Asterinidae. Gene Ontology annotation, biological process: lipid transport; homophilic cell-cell adhesion. Gene Ontology annotation, cellular component: membrane. Gene Ontology annotation, molecular function: calcium ion binding; lipid carrier activity; protein binding.
CUGCUGCCGAAGCAGGCCAUCCACCAAGAUGGCCUUGCCGGCAGGACUAGGGAGGACCAAUCUUCGGCUUGGAGUCACCAUGCUGAAGCUAGCUCUGGUACUCUCCAUAAGCACCAGCUGGAUCAGUCCGGUCCUUGCCAGUUUCAUCCGGUUCAAACCGGACACCGAGUACGUCUACACCUUCCAUUCCUCCACGGAACUGAAGAUGGUUCGGACGCUGCAGGCCGAGUCUAAGAUUGGCUUCGUGUUGGUGAAAAGUUCCAACAGUAGCAACGAGCUUCAGGAGAUUUACCUCCGGGUUCACUCGGUGGUCGUAACCAGCCAGGAGGAACGAGUUCAUCUAAGCGAGGAGAGAGAUUUCACUGACUGGUUUUCAUUUGACAUCAGCGAGAAUGGAGCGAUUGGCCAGAUAUAUUUCCCACGUGACCAGGAUGAUCACGUGAUAGGUGUCAAGAAAGGUCUGGUCAGCCUGUUGGCAGCUAACCUGCAACAUCCUCCACAAGACAAGGUGUUGGGAAGCGACUGGAGCUACGACUGCAAUGAGACAGGUCAUGAGGGUCAGCACGAGUCGUCCUACACGGCUCAGAUGGCUCCUGGCAACGAUGGCAUCAUUGUCUUCACCAAAACUAGACGGACUCAUCCAAUACCUUACGGCAAAUCCAAACACCAAAAGGAGAUUCACUAUCACCCAGCUAUGCAGCUCCCAUCCAUGGUGAAGAUACUCGACCACUUUGAUGCUCCGAAAGAAUCAGCACCAGGAUUUCAGCAUCGGCAUUAUGGGGAGGAACAAGCAGGAGAUGAUAUUGAGUUUCCUGAGAUGCAGACUGUUUCUGAAGGACAGCUGACCUUUGUUGGAGAGUUCUACUACCAGUCACCUACUGGACCACCUGAUGACGAGGAUAUUGUCACUGACUCCAUUCACUUUAGGAAGCCGCAAGAUGGCCAUCUGAACUUUGAUAUGACAUCCUUGAAGGAAGAGAUUGCUGGCAACUUGACAUGCAUGAGGACAGCACCUAUGAAAGGAUCCCAUGAACAGACCCAUUGUUUUCAGAAGCUAGUUCAAACUUUACACUCGGUGCCUGACGCUCAGAAACUGGCAGAGAUUGUGUCUCCAAUGUACCAGCUGCCACUGUCCAGACGUGUUCGUGACAAGCAGGACAGGCUGAACAUGCUGGAUGCAGUUGCUGAGAUGCACACUGAUGCCUCCCAGUCACUCCUUACUGAUCUCAUCCUCCUGUCUCCAAAACCAAACAAGGAGCUGGUAGAGAGACUACUCAUUGCCUCUGCUGGCUUCACAUACACAAUUUCAGAGCAUUACCUAGAGACUGUAGAAGACAUCGCCUUUCAUCCUCAAACAUUCCCUGAAUCCCUAAAAGACCCCGAGAUACAGAGGGUUGCUGUGCUGGUACUCGGUGCCUUGGCUGGUCACCGAUGGAAGGCUGGAUACAAAUCUCAAGCGGAGCUCAUUGUCCGCAAGAUUGAGAAUAAACUUGGUGUGCACGAUCCCUGGGCCUAUGAGAAGACCUUGACGUCUCUGACUGAGGAUGAACGAGAGGAGUUUCACCACGACACGGUGGCAUUGAUUGAAGCUCUGGGCAAUGCUGGGCUGCAUCGCUCCUUCCCUCACAUCCAGAGCUAUACCAACCACAGCGCUACUCAUCCACUGCUGAAAAGGGCUGGCUUACACUCCAUGAGAGACUACCAUCAUGACACGGCAGCGGGGAUUCUGCUGAAGUCAGCCUUAGAUGAAGAUGAGAAUGAGCAUGUCAGAUAUGAGGCAUCCUUGCUUUACAAGAAUCACCCGAUGGGCGGUGACCAAAAUAUCUCCAAGUUUGUCACCCCAGAAGAAUAUUCUGCCGUCAACUCCUCCCAAGACGUAGCAACCACUGCAGUGAGUGUGCCCUCUAGACAUCGCGUGAGGCGAGGAUUCUGGGAAGGAAUUGAAUUCAAGUUGGCCAGUCCCUCCAUCCACUGGAAAAAGCUCAUUGGCAGCACAAAGACCGGGGCUGAGUUUGGCUUGACCAUUAGGAAUGAACUUGACUUGAAGAUUUCUCCAUUGAGUGGUCACCUGCGUGUGGAUCUAUUAGACGAGGCUUAUGCCACAGUUGUCGUUGGGCUUGUUGGGUUUUCAUUGGACAUUGCCCGGGCCCGAUUCUGCUUCAAUGGCUUCAUUGAUUAUAACCUCAACAUACUGCAGGAGUUUGGCGUGGAGCGCAUCAGUGACUUUGUCAAAGCAUACGAUCUCAUCGUUGGGCAAGUAAUUGGAAACAUCCGCAGGGCAGUGGACAUUGUUGUUGGUCUCUUCAACGGUGACAUAAGCAUCUCUCAGCUAUUUGACGACUUUGUUCAAGCUCUGGAGAACAUCCCCAGUAACAUUACUAACGUGAGAUCUGUGGCUACCAAGGCUGUGUCCAGACUGUCUCAGUUUGAUCCUGAUCAGCUACCACCGUCCUUCAGAGGUGUCAUUAAUGUGGUCAACAAGGCUACUCAGUUAUUCAGUGAUAUCAAGACAGAUGUCAUGGAAUUCUACCAGGCCGUCAAUGAAGCAAUCACAGUCACCUUGCCCUGGGCAGCAGAGCAGAUCUGGAAGUCUAUUACCACAAUUGGAGAUGCCAUUGCAAAUCUACUCAAGUCACCACUGAAAACCAUCGGAGACAUCUUUAAAGGAGUCCUCAACAUCAAGACUGCAAUUACUGAAAUCAUCAAUGCCAAGAAAGAGGUGGAGAAAGCCAACUUUUUCAAGGAAGGUCAGAGACCCUACUGGUUUGAUCUGCCCAAGGUCAUCGGUGAGAUGCUGAAAGAAUUAAAGGAACAUCUCGGCAACAUCAGACGAGAUCUUAGAGUUUGGGUGGAUGAGAUUGUGGGUUCCUCAGAUUCCGUCAAGAAGCUGACAGGGGGAGCAGUAGAUUCGCGCACAUUGAGGAGGCGAGUCCAAGAUGAGAUUGAGUCCAUCUUCCAAGAUUUGAUGGAACCCAUUCAGCCCAUCGUGGAUCUCCUACAACCAUUCUUUGAGCUGUAUGACCUUGUGUUCAGUACUGUUGAUGCUGUCAAAGAAGCCUAUCAGACUCUGAAGGAAGGAUACCAAAAGUCUCAAGCUCUUGUCAUGAAACUGUUUGGACCUAAGGCCCACGAGAGAUUUCCUAGGAAAUACCGAGAACCUGGCUCAGGGGAGUGUGCAUCAGGAGGUUUCUACCCGACUGACUCGGCUGGAUAUUAUGAGGAUCAAGGUGUAGAUCUGGAGAUUUCAGCAGGAACAAAGUUGGUGGCACCAUUUUCAGGCGUCCUAUUCAAGAGUGCUGGUAAACCCAACCAGGUUACUCUGGUAGCUGGUGGUGGGGCCUUCCGAAACAUCAAGAUCUUCAUUGACAACAUCGAGCCCAAUCGCACCAUCUCUGAAACUGAGGGAGUGAAUGUGAUAGCUGGUACCGUCAUGGGUACAGUCGGCAGGUCUACAACCUGCACACCACCCAACUACAUACACCUGUCCAUGAAGAACUCUAAACCUAACCGCCUGGCAGCCAUUCUAGACAUCGCCCUAGAUGACGAUCCUUCAGCUUCUGAUGAAGCUGCUAAGGAGGGCUAUGUGGACCCUAGUAACUACCUUGCCAAGAGGCCCCUGGCACUACCAAAAUGGACUCAAGUCUGUGAUGAUUACAAGCUGGUAUGGAAGGGAGAGACAGUGAAGGAAGGUACUUUGCUCGGACGCGAUAAUAAGGACGGAGAGACGAAGGACACCAGCCCAAAGCGCCAACCUCCCCCUGACACAACCACCGAUAGACCUGACCCUAGCAAGAGACCACCACAGCAAACAUCUUCUCUUAAUCAAGCAAUAUCACCAGGCAACAAACAACAGACCCAGGAAACACUUGGCCUUCCAGAGCCAAAAAUAGGCUCAGGUUCUCCUUUCAAGAACUUCUCUCUGAGGAACUUGAAGAUUGGCUCCAUUCUGGCAUUUGCCCGUAAGAUUGGACUGGAGAAAACAGCAGAUGACUUACUGACAGUUGUCAAGACGAUUGUUAAACUAGUGAGUGACAAGCCGUGCAUUCUACCGGAGUCUUUGUCCAAUGACAUGUUGAGGAUUGAGCUCCAGCAGCGCGGUCUCAGUUCACAGGGUGACAGGAAGACUCUACUCCAGCGAUACAAACAACCCGAAGAUCGCUGCCCCCUGCUACAAGUCUCCCUACCCAAGAAUGUCUACUGUAAGAUAGAUGAAAGCUGCCUGGGCGUGGAGUGCUGUAUGAACGUCAAACUCUUCAUGGUAUCUCUGGCCUUCAAGGCAUUCAUGCGCUUUGAUCCUUGCGAGUUUCAGUUUGUACUCGGUGUCAACUCUUGGAACUACACCAUUCAGAUCCUGGAUGCCGAAUUUGGCAAAGAAUGGGACGUGCCAGUGCCCUUUGACAUUCCAUUUUUGGAUGAUAUGGAGCUGCAUCUUAGGUACGGCAUUGAGAAGAGCAGGACUCAGCUACUGGUCAGCAUGUCCGUUGGUUUCUGCCCAGCGACUGGUGAUGCAGAUUGUUUGCCAUUUAUCAAGGUGUUGAAGGAUUCUGCUAUUCCUUUACCUAUCUGUCAUCCCAAUGGAACCAUCACAUGGCCAGACAUUGACCUGGAGGAGUAUUUCUCCCGCGCUGCCUUGAAGAAUCUACUCAAGGAGACGGGUGAGGAGCUACUGAAGGCAGGCACUGAGGCUGCAUUGAAGUUUGUCCUGGAAGAGCUGGGCAUACCAAAGGAAUUAUUGGAUGGUAAAGAGCCAUGCCCAACGCCCACCAGUUUGAGUAAGAUGCAGCUGAUAGCCACACUGGAGGAGAGGCAACUUGCAACCAAUGGAACGAGGAUGGAGAUGGAAGCCAGGCUAUCGCAGGAUGAUAGAAUGUGUCGGUUCUUCACAUUGCCGGCGUUCUCCCCAGAGCUGGCAAAAGUGGCCUACUGCUCCCUGACUGAGAACUGCCUCCGUCUGGACUGCUGUCUGGAGCUCAACAUAGAGGACCUGAAAUUCCGCCGCUCGUUCAAGGCCUUUGUGGAAGUAGAUGCCUGUGAUUUCACAUUCUACGUCGCCUUUCAGCACUUGCAGUACAAGAAGUUGCUGCUGAGCUAUGAAUGGGGACAACCAGAACAGCAAACCAUAGGUCCCAUCGCCCUGAAAUACUCCAUCAACAAACUGGACGCGGAGAAGGUGUUUGAGAUUGACUUUGGAGCAUCUAUCUGCAAGAGUGCCGAUGAUUGCGUCUUUAAUGUGGACAUCAUCCAGGACUACAGAGUUCCCAUUCCAUUCUGCAAUUCCAACUUCUCAUUCUCCCUUCCAGGAGGAAACACCUUGAGGGAGUUUGUGAAUCAAGUCGGCCGGAGUGCUGGGCAGCAAGCUGUCAAUAUUCUCCUGGAGUUCAUUGGGCUCAGAGAUAAGAUUAAUGAUGGACCAUGUGACACCACAGCACUGAUAAGACCUGAUGAAGAAGUAUGCACUGAAGUGAGCCUACCACCACUACCCAGUGGAGUGACUUGUGCGUUCUCAGACCGCUGCCUUGGCAUACGAUGCUGCACUGAACUGGAUCUAGAAAUCACUGUAUUAUCAGUCAACAUGUGGCUGAUUCUAGACCCCUGUGAGUUCACGCUGUCCAUGGGAUUGGGAAAGUGGUCCUUGACAUUCACCAUAUUUGACUACCAUUGGGGUACCCAGGAAGAGCUGAAGAUUGGCAAAGCCUUGACUCUUAUCUACACCAUUGAUAAGCUGACUGAGGACAAGGUGUUUGUAUUGGACCUAGCACUGUCCCUGUGCCUCCCAGACUCAGACUGUAACACGCCCUCUAUUGAUAUUCUCAAGAAAACCCGGGUGCCCAUACCACUCUGCAAUGAGAAUUUCACAUUCGCACUUCCAGGGGAUGGGACUAUUAAAGGCUUCUUGCAGAUGCUUGGGCAGAACGCUGCUGAAUCAGCAAUUGAUGCUAUUCUGGAACACCUAGGGCUAUCUGAAUUCAUCAGUCGCAUGCCAUGUGUCCGUCCACAAGUCACCCAAAAUGGUUGGCACAGAAUUUGCCCCAGGGAUGUCAGACUUUCCCACCUUCCGAGAAACCUGAUCUGCACCCUCCCAGAGAAGUGUCUAGGGUUCGAUUGCUGUCUACAGCUUCCCAUCCCAGGGAUCAGUCCCAUCAGCACCCAGGUCUCCUUCAUCUUUGAUCCUUGUAACUAUCAGCUGUCAGUCAGUCUAGGCAGCUGGAGUCUGGAUCUGCAAAUCUUGUCCUAUCAGUGGGGUCAGCAGAAAGAGGUCGACAUUGGCAAGGCAGUAACUAUAAGUCUGACCAUUGACAAGUUAGAUACAGAGGAAUCCUUCCAGAUCAACUUGGACAUCUCCAUCUGCAUCGACGCUGAGUGUACAACCACACCAGUCCUUCAGGAUUCCCUGGUCCCUAUCCCAUUCUGUAAUCUCAAUGCUUCCUUUGAGCUGCCUGGCGAUGGCAGCUUUGCAGGUCUUGCCCGGAAUCUCUCAGGGAACGUAGGGGAGUUGGCCAUCCAGGCUGGUCUCCGAAAACUUGGAAUCCAGAGAUAUGUUAGCAACCAGCAAUGUGACAUGGAGAUACUUGCACCAAGUGAAAACAAAUGUCCGCUGUUAAGGCUGCCACCUCCAUCCAGCCUGUUGACGUGUAUAGUGGAUGACCGCUGCCUGGGCCUGACAUGCUGUGCCUCCCUUGACCUGGUCUUCACUCAGCUGUCCACCACCGCUUACGCCCUCCUAGACCCCUGUGAAGUCCAGCUGUCUGUCGGGCUGGGGUCCUGGUCUAAGAAUCUGACGCUCUUUGAAUAUGACUGGGGAGUGGGUAAAGUGCUGGAUAUCAGUGACUCUGUGCGCAUAGAAUAUAAUGUUGACAGGCUCAGUGAGCAGAAGGAGUUCCUGAUUGACCUGUCAGUAACCCUGUGCAUAGACGGCACCUGUCGACCCAUCCACCUGCUGCAGGCAGCUCAUGUACCCAUACCAAUCUGCAAUCCCAAUGCCACCUUCACCCUGCCUGGGGAUGGUACCAUCUCUGGCUACCUGGAUAGCUUGGCGGGCCACGUCACUGAUGCAGCUGUAGACCUGGUACUGGACAAAUUGGGUCUGAAGAACUUCCUGUCCAGAGACACCUGUUCUCUUCCUCCAGCACUCCCGGUUGGUAGUGACAGUUGCCCUGUGCAGAUUCCUGACAGCCUUCCCAACUUGUCCUGUCACAUCAGCAGCCGUUGCACAAGUCUCCACUGCUGUCUGAAUCUAGACUUGAAGGUGACCCAGAUCAGCUCCAAGGCCUGGUUGAUCAUCGACCCCUGUGACUAUACGCUGUCUGUUGGGCUAGAGCUGUGGUUCUUCAAUGUCUCGCUGUUUUCUUAUGAGUGGGGAAUGAUGGAAAGUUUCAUGAUUGGAGAUGCACUGAACGUCAGGUUUUCCAUUGACAAACUUGAUGCCACCAAGGAGUAUGAAGUGGAUCUGGCCUUCUCUCUCCUCAUUGAUGGCAUCACUACAGACUUCCCCAUCAUGGCUGACCAGAGAAUCCCAAUACCUCUGUGUAAUGCCAACUUCUCCCUGGCGUUGCCUGGGGAUGGCUCAGUCAAAGGUUUCCUGAAGGAGCUGGGAGACAAUGUGGGACAGGCAGCUAUCCAGCUGGUACUGACAAAACUCAACCUACAGGAUAUGAUCAUUGGAACACCAUGCCAGUUGCCUUCAGAGAUGACGACAGGCACCCACUGCCCGAUGAUCUCCCUACCCUUUUUGGAGAAUGUCAUCCAAUGCUCCAUCGACGAUCGCUGCCUCGGCAUCCAGUGCUGCAUCCAUCUUGACUUUGUCAUCACUGAACUCAUGCUGAGUGCAAGGAUCCAAGUCGACCCUUGCAACUUCCAGCUGUAUGUGGCCUUUGAGAACUGGGAACUGAACAUCACUCUCUUCAGCUACACCUGGGGAAAGGUGGAAACUGUAAACAUUGGAAAUGCUGUAAUGUUGAGCUAUUCCAUUGAGAAGCUGACAGCCAAGAAAGUCUUCUCUGUGACUUUGAGUCUCACGUUGUGCAUUGAUGACACCUGCACCAUGAACCCAAUACUUGACCACGUCUGGGUUCCUAUACCCCUGUGUAACACUAAUGCUACAUCAUUCACCUUGCCUGGUGAUGGCACAGUGGAGGGAUUCAUACGAGAGCUAGGCGGUCGCAUCGGAAACUCUGCCAUUGACCUGGUGCUGGAGAAGUUUGGCCUGAGUCAAUAUCUGCAGAGUGUGCCUUGUGACAGGGGAACACCAGGCACUUUGAGGAGUGGCUGUCCAGCCGUUGAUGUCACCCAGCUGCCUGACUUCCUUUCUUGCACUGUCACUGACUCGUGCCUGGGCAUCAGAUGCUGUCUGGAGAUGGACUUGAAGAUAACGACUCGCAGCGUCAGUGCCUGGGUCAUCCUGGAUCCCUGCAACUUCACCCUGUCUGUGGGCUUUGAGAAGUGGGAACGUAGUGUCACCUUGUUCCACUACCCACUGGGUGAUGUCAUGGAGGAAGUUGUGAAUAGUGUCCUGACUGUAAGAUGGCGAGUGGCUAAGAUCACCGAAGACAAGCAGUUUGAGAUAGACUUGUCCCUAGUCCUCUGUGUAGAUGGAGCAUGUGACACCUUGACAGUGUUUGCUGGCAGUCGUCUGCCCAUACCGCUGUGUAACACCGAAGAUGCAUUCACUCUGCCUGGUGAUGGCUCAGUGUCAGGCUUUGUGAGUUACCUUGGUGGUAAUGUUGGUCAGUUUGCCAUAGAUGCAGCCCUGCGUCAUCUUAAUCUGACUGGCUUUCUGACAGGAAACGCAUGCAGCUUUGACACACAGGAUGUCUGUGCCAGCUCCACUAGUAUCCUAGGCAACUGCACUGUGAUUGGUGAGACCUGUACAGAGCUCCGAUGCUGCCUGGAACUGGACCUGAAGAUAGCUGAAGUUUCCGCCACGGCAUCAUUCAAGUUUGAUCCCUGUGACUUCACCUUCAAAUUGGGUCUGGAGAAGUGGUCCUUCCAUGGCUCUGUCUUUAGCUAUCAGUGGGGAGAAGAGAUGACUGUCGCAAUUGCUUCAGGAAUGAAUCUGAGAUACUCUAUCAACAAGCCGAAUGAUACUCAAGAGUUCAAGUUGGGCAUCAAGCUUGAUUAUUGCAUUGAUGGGUUGUGCAGUAAGAACGACAUAACGCGUGACAUCCCAAUCCCUGUAUGCAACCCACUCUUCAGCAGUUACAGUCUAUCCGUGGACGGCUUCAUAGAGACAGUAUCAGGACAGGUCAUCCAGGGAGCAUCGCUAGCCCUUCUAUCACAGCUUGGAAUCGACCCAGACUUCUUCAGCAGUCAACCGUGUCUCAACCCCAUGGGGCCUCAGUCUUAUGGCAAUUGUCCCAGCAUGCAGUUUCCCAGUAACAUGACCUCUCUGGCUCACUGUGUUAUCCUCGACACUUGCUUUGGCAUACAAUGCUGCCUGGAAGUGAACCUUGGACCGUUACAUCAUUCAUUCAGUACCUCUAUGGUGAUAGAUCCAUGCCUGGGCCAGCUGACGCUGCAGUUUGGCAACUGGCAGUACAGUAAAUCCCUCUCACACCUGGAUUUUGAUACAAGUCAGGAGAUCACUAUUGGAAACUUUGUUAUGCUCAGGUACACCUUGGAGCUCAUGGAUGGUGAGAUAUCAAUGAGUCUGUCCAUAGAUGCAUGCAUCGAUGGUCAAUGUACAGGACAACUCAUGAUCUUAGAUACUGCAGUAUCCCCUCUUCCUAUGUGCUUCCCCAACGGAACCAUAUCCUGGAAUAAUCUACCAGGUAUAACCUCCAUCUCUCAGCUGGGAAGCCUGGAUGCUGGAUUUGAGGCUGUGGCUCAGGCUCUUGGCUUACCAUCUCGUCUAGUCUCGGCCACACCUUGCCCACCUGUGAUCCAGCCUAGUCAGUCUGGAGUGUGUCCACACCUCCCCUCGCUGCCCACACUUCCAUCAGGAGGUGUAUGUCACUAUUCAGAUGCCUGCCUAGGGGUGGAGUGUUGUCUAGCAGUAGACCUCGGCAUCAUCAGUCGCACCCUGAGGGCUUGGCUGAUUGUAGACCCCUGUGAUUUCAAACUGAGUGUUGGAUUUGAGAACUGGAGUUACAAUGUCACCCUUUUAAGUUACAAGUGGGGCAAAGUGACAAGGGAAAGACUGAGUGAUGCGGUCUUGCUCACCUUCACCAUCGACAAGACCACAGACAACCGUAACUUCCUCCUCUCCUUCUCCCUGCAACUCUGCAUCGCUGGAGGCUGUGCUCCUGACAUUGUCAUCCUUCAGGACUUCACAGCACCAAUACCAUUCUGUAACCCAAACGGAACUUUGGAGUGGGCUCAAGACUUGGGUGAUAUCGGAGAUUAUGCUAGUAGCCUUGUGGUGAACCGUCUGAGUGUCAGCGCUGAUGUUCUCCUACCUCAACCAUGCAGCGGUCCACCAGAGCAAAUCACACCAGCAACCACAGGCUGCAGUUCACUUGCUGUACCAUCAGCUGUUGCACCAUUCUGUUCCCUGGAUCAGUCAUGUCUUGGGGUUGGUUGUUGCUUGAACUUUGACCUGGGCAUAGUUCAGAGGUCAUUUUCUGUCUGGGUCAAGCUGGAUCCCUGUGCUCGCACUUUCUCAUUUGGAUUUGAGAAAUGGAGUCAUGUUGAGACGAUUGACAUACAACUACUGCAGACUCAUUCCUUUGAGAAAAACCUGGGAGUUCUGAAGAUCAGGUAUGAUGUAGAGCGCCCCCACAAUACUGUCUAUGACGUGGAUCUAGACAUCAGCUUGUGCUGGCAGGGUGCGUGUGAUGAACCCAUCGUCAUUCUCAGAGAUGCAAUGUUCUCAGGAUCUCAUUGUGCUGAUCAAGGAGGAGGCAGCAGCACAAGGAGAAAGAGAAGAAGUGUGGACGACCUUGAGUCUGCUGAGGAACUGGACAGCACAGAAGACCUGACAGCUAAUCCUAUAGACAAGGCCAGGGCCUACUUUAAGACCAUUCUUAGUGGAGGCUCCACCUCGUAUUCAGCAGAGGACAAUGCCAUGACUAAGCUGCAGCCGGAGAAAGCUGUCAAGCCCAGGAUUGCUGAAUCAGGUACAGCAAGCCGUCGCUCCAUGGGUCUUUUCAUCUUUGGUGAUGAAGAUGAAACUCCAGUUACCAGGAGAAGGAGAAGGGACCUGUCACUCUCAGUGACUACAGGGGGAGCUAGCUUGUUUGACCUUAGUCUUAGUCCUGGCGCUGACUCGGGCACAUGGCAGGGCGAUGUCAUCAUUGGUGGAGGAUUAACACAGAAAGGUUUGGAUGCUCUUGGCCGACGUAUUGCCAACAUGACCAUAGGGGAGUUAGAAGCAAUGCUGGAUCUUCAGAAUAUCGACCCAUUCACUGUGGUUCAGUUGAUGAAGGACCUACGUGCUCUCUUUAGGACCUUUAUUGAGGAGUUCAUUGAUGUCAUCAUCAAUGGCAAGGCAGAUGACAAGUUUCAGCAAUUUGAUGUCGUUCUGAGUGGGACAAUUCCUUUCCCAAGAAGACAUGCUAAGUUUUUGCAAGCUAGCUGGGGCAUACCAAUCGGUGGAUUCAUCUACCUAGAAUUUACCAUUGAAGCAGGAGGAUUCUUUGACAUGGAGAUACCAGUCUCUGUUGGCCUCGUGUCCAUGAAAGCACAGGGUGGCAUAACACCUAUGGUGGGUGCAUAUGCACAGGCUACUGUUUCUAUUGGAUUCAUCCUGUAUGGUGAGAUGCAACUGACUGCUGAUAUUCUACACACUAGCUUCCCGACUGUGGCCGAGAUUCUCUUCUCCAAGUUCCCACUGGAUGUUGGAUUGAAGAUGGACAUUGAUAUGAUUCCUCUGGUCAUUCGCCUGAAAGCUUUGGUGACGUUGAAAAUCCCCUUCUUCGGAAGAAAAACUCUGUUCAAGAAGGAACUAUGGCGCUACACAGCUCCUACUAUACACAAAAAUAUAUUUGAUAUUCACACCAAGCAGCCUGAUACAUCACCUCCGGAGAUUGAAGCAUACUCAACACCAGUGGACGCCUCUGGAUCCACUAGGAGGAGUGCAGCAGGCACCAAUCUGUGUGGUGUUGAGCAGGUUCCUGGAUUAGACUACACAGAGCCAGCCUUCCAGCUGGAGAUGGUAGCAGCUGAUGACAAGAGCUUGGUGACGUUCUUCUAUCAGGUUGGGACGGCACCUGGAGGCAGCGAUGUGGUCUCUAAGACAGAGUUUGGUGGACCCUCAGCUAUCAUUUCACAAAUUCUUCUAGGAGGACAUCCUCUUUACUUCACUGUUUACGCCAUGAACAACGGUGGAGGCACUUCCACGGCUACCUGCAGCCUGCCGACCUUUGACAUCACCUUGCCAACGGGUCGCAUCACGCCAGACUUCACCUCCACCAGUCACCCGUACAUACUCCGCGCAUCGGCCGUGGUGUAUGAUGAUUCCGUCAUCUUGAUGCAGAAGGAAGGGGUUGGGUUAGGCUCUGAAAUCUGGGGCGAUCAGAUUGUAUCAUGGAAUACCAUUGAUAUCACUGAGAGGGAGCACCUUGGAUAUUCAAUCAAUGACUUUCACUACUUCACCGCUGCCAAGAAAGGCCGCCUCAUCUCCAAGCCAACGUCGACCAUCAUCCAUCGCAAUCCCAACUUCUGUGCGCGGGACUGCCUGGCCCUCCCAGAAACCAAAUGUCUGAGUAUCAACUACGACUAUCGGGACUUCACCUGUGAACUGCUGGAGGAGAUUGAGGGUCAUGGGGUCGAAGUUCAUGAGUCCGGACUCUUCACCCAUUAUGAGCGGCUUGGUGUUGGCCAUGCUGUAGAGUUCAAUCACGAAUCACUCCAACUCGUCCACAACAACCUCUACUACUUCAACAUAGAGCUCCUGAACUAUGUGGGGUACGAGAACAUCAUUUCCUCUGUCGGCAUCAUAGCGGACUUCACGACACCAGAGCCGGUGAUCGUGAAUGGGACCAGGGAUGAGGUGGUGCGUGAAGCGUGUGUGGAGUUCACACCAGAGGAAUGGGAGAGACGAUGCAUUGAAGACACACCGUUGGAUAACCAUCGCUAUAUCACUGAUGGUCCUGGUUCUAUGACUGUGUUUAAUGGUCAUGAGGAACUUGUUGACAUGCUGUAUACAAGAAGCAAUACCUUCAUGGCAGCCAACUGGGAAGGUAUCCAUGACAAUGAGACUGGUAUCCAUGGCUACACCUGGUCCAUUGGUAACGCUGUCUGUGAUGAUGAUGUCAGCAUGCAUAUUGAUCCUCAUGCUCAUCUGUUUGAUGAGUCCGAGUGGACCCACCAGGGACUGGUUGUCAAUGUCAAUCUGCCAGAUGGCGCAUAUUACAUCACAGUACGUGCUCUCAACAAGGUAGAGUUUGGCGGUCCAAUGGCACUCACUGUGUGUCACAGCACCCCUCUGAUUAUUGACAAUACUCCGCCCAUCAUUUAUAGCAUCGAUGACAUCACCUAUGACUCGUCCAUUGGUAGAAUUGGAUUGAAGGUUAACGCAACCGAUCCUGAGUCCCAUCUGUUUGAGUAUCACCUAGCAGCAGGCAGGACGCCCAGGGAUAAAUCACUGCGUGAUUGGGAGGCUCACGUCUUGGCUGAACAGCUCUACAUGGACUUUAAGAUACCCAAUGGCAUACCCUGCUGGGUUAAAGUCAGAGCAGUCAACAAUGUUGACCUGCGCACCAUAGACCAUGCUGAUGAGCCAAUUCUCGUAGACGACACUCCGCCAAUCGCAGGAGACUUGUUUGAUGGACCCUACGCUGGUAAAGAUCUCGUGUUUACCAAAGACAGAAAUGAGAUUUGUGCCAAUUGGCACAAUUGGUAUGACCCCGAGUCUGGGAUCUUCUCCUACCUGUGGGCGGUAGGCACUCAGCCUGGCCUGAGUAACGUGGUAGACUUUGUCAAAGUGUCUCGUCGAGAGCACGGUGCCUGCUCUGGCUAUGUGACCCUGCAGCACGGGGAGAUGUACUACUCAACACUUACAGCCUUCCAUGGUGGAUAUGAUAAACUCAACGUGUCAGCUUCAUCAGAUGGAGUGACUGUGGAUCUGACUCCACCGAUACAAGGCAGUGUCUAUGACGGCCUGCUGCCUGGACCUACAGAUCUAGACUUCUCCUCAAGCCCAGCCACAGUGGAGGCUCAGUGGCAAGGAUUCUCUGAUCCCGAGUCUGGUAUUGAAGACUACCAGGUUACUGUCUAUCGCAAGCAUGAUGACAGUGCCAAUCACACAAUUGACUUUGAAGUCAUCCAUGAGUCAGAGGCAGUGGGCAUUGAGACAUCCUCCAUUGAGUGGCAUCACUUCCAUCUGCAUCACAAGGACCAGGUCUAUGUCAACCUACGCACCAUCAACCAGGCACUGAAUCACAUCGAUACUCCGACAAAUGGGUUCUUGGUAGACCUGACUCCUCCAAUGUUAAGAACUCUUGGAGAUGGGCUGGUAGUGGGUCAAGAUGCUGACUUCCAGUCGCAUUCUGACAAUCUUGCUGUACAUUGGGACUACUUUGAUGAUGAGUCUGGCAUUGAGUCCUUUGAGUUGGCAAUCUAUGAGAUGAAAGAAGGAAACAAACACAAGAUCUUCCCGAUGGACAAAAAUCCAAAUAGCUUUGAAUUGAUUACUGACAUCACGGCUCGAUCCCAUGUACAAAAUGGGCUGACACUGCAACCAGGGGCCCUGUACGUGACGCGAGUCAAGGCCAGGAACCAGGCCAAACUAGUUGCUUCUCAUGAAACCAGUGGUAUCAAGGUGGAUCCUAGCCCUCCUUUGAUGAGAUAUGUCCGUGGAGGCAAUCUGGAUGGAGAGGUGGAAGAAGUCAUCAAUGAAUAUUUGUAUCAGAACAGUCUCAGCACCAUCCAGGCCUCCUGGCUGGCUGUAGAUGGACAGAGUGGCAUCAAGAGCUACUGGGUGGCAGUGGGAACAGCUCCAAAUUCUGAAGACAUCCAACAUUUCACCUCCCUGGGCUCUAAGAGAAGCUGUGUCCUAUUAGACCUGAAUCUCCAACUAACUGACCCAUCAACAUGCAGUGAUGAGGCAGUCACUGUGGAUUGUCAGCCCGUCUACUACGUUUGUGUCAAGAGUCAGAAUGGCGCAGGAACAUUCAGUGACGUCAUUUGCUCCUCACCAAUCAGAGUGGUGGAGGAAGAUCAGACAGGUUAUGUGACUGAUGGCCCAAGUAUGGUACAGGAUAUAGAUGCACAACAUGAGAAAACAACAGUCUCCAUCUGGUUUGAUGACUUUGAGAGCCAAUUGCAUGGCAUCUCUCACUAUGAAUGGGCAGUGGGUACUACCCCUGGGGGUGAGGACAUCCAACCUAUGACCUCUGAUGGAAUAGUGCCUGGCAGUGAUGACGAUGUGCAAGGAUUGGCAGGCAAAGGCAAGGCCCAGUCCCCUCUGCCCCUCCAGCACGGAGUGUCUUACUACAGCACACUACGAGCCAUCACCAAUGCAGACAAUGUCCUAGAAUCCACCUCCAAUGGCUUCACAGUGGACAUCACUCCACCAGAGAUUAUGAUCACUGACCUGGGCCAGUAUGAUGCAAGCGUAGGCCUGAGCUUAGACGGUGGACUUCACCUGUAUCAGUCUAACACAGACUCCAUCGAUGCCAUGUGGGAUGUGAGUGAAGGAGAAAGUGACAUCAUGACUACCUAUUUCUCCAUGGGUCGCUAUCCAGGGAGUGGAGAUGUCUUCCCUGUGACUGCAACUAAUAAAUCCUACAUUCCAUCAGCGCUGAUGACUCCUGCAAACAUAGGAGUGCCUAAUAUUCUGAGUGUUCAAGCAGUCAACAGUGUUGGGCUGAGGAGAACUGUCUAUGCCACCAGUUUGACCGUAGAUAAUACUCCACCUACUGUUGGACAGGUUCAGUGUCCUGCCUUCAUCCAUGCCAAUAGCGCCCUCUUGUGUAGUUGGACUGGUUUCUUGGAUGCUGAGUCUGGCAUUGAUCAUGUGGUUUUUCUGGUUGGGACGGCCCAGGGACAAAAAGACGUGUUCCAGUCGGAUGAUCUGCCUGGCUACCUCACUCACUACAGUGUUACAGCAAAUCUGAAUCUGAUUCACAACCGAGUCUACUAUGUCACUGUGGAGGCCUUCAAUGCUGUCAACCAAAGCACAAUGGCAUUCUCUGUCCCUAUUGAGAUUGAUGAUACACCUCCAGCAUACGGCCUUGUAGUGGAGCUAUCUGGUGUGUAUAGCUUCAAUUUCAGUGAUGCUGUGAACCAACCAGAAUGGGAGUGUGCAAGCGAAGAGGAAUGCUUGAGCUUGGACAGAGAGUGUCUGGAAUCGCUUACCCAGCUGCAGAUCCUAUGGCAGCCGUUCACUGACGAAGACACUCAGAUCACAAAGUAUGAGGUUGCCCUGGGCACCACACCAGGAGGGUCUCAGAUCAGACCUUUCUAUGAGGUGUCCAAGGACCAGACUUCAGUGCUUAUUACCAACAUUGAUCUGAGUAGCAUUCGUAGAGUCUACGCCACAGUGAGAGGCUACAACGAAGCCGGUCUGACCAGCACCGCCGUGUCCAAUGGCAUCUACGUCAGCCGGUUCAGUGCAGGACUUCAACCUCUCAGACCAUUCCAGGUCAAAGAUGGAGUCACCGAUGUAGACUUGGAAGACUCAGACUUCCAGACCUCGCUGCAUGAGAUGAGUGCAUCAUGGGAUUUCAGCGGGGAUCCGUGCCCAAUGAAGAAGUAUGAAUGGGCCAUUUACAGAAUUGAUGGACAGGAGAUUCAGCCAUUUAUCAACAUUCUCGAGCGAACUUCAGACACCAACACAGACAUUCGAAUGACCGAUGGUGAGACCUACUACACCCUGGUGCGGGCUACUAACGCCCUGGGCCUGGCUGUCACGGUCCGAUCUGAUGGAAUCACAGUCAAGCGUGAUCCCUUGAUACCUGGCCAGGUCUAUGAUGGCCUCUUAGUAGGCUAUGAUUUGACUUACCAGAAGGAGACUGAUAGGAUAUCAGCAAGCUGGAAGGGCUUUGGACAAGGGAUGCCGAUUAAAGAAACUAUCCAUCACACAGGCAAUGCUGAAGUCACCAAAGACCACAUCACAGAGCAAACUGUGGAUUACUACGAGGCCGCAGUUGGAACUGACCGUCGCUACCCUAAGACCAGAGACAACGAAGUGCCCUUCACUUAUGUCGGACAGAACACAACAGUCACUUUCACUAACCUCAACCUCAUGGCACGAGACUCAACGUAUUACGUAACAGUCAGGGGAUAUAGUGCUAGCUUUGCCACAGCUGAGGUGACAUCAACAGGAAUCAAUGUUGGUAUAGACAGCACAGUGCUUGGAAGUGAGGUGGAAGUCCCAGAGUAUGUAAACUCUGUCUCUGAGGUGCAACUCAUGUGGGCUAAAUUUCAAUCCACCUUCCCCAUCCUGCUGUACUACGUUGGUCUGGGUGAACUAUCCACUUCCUCCAUCCUACCUGAAGAUAUGGACUGCCUGGAUAUGCUGUUGGGGACAACGAAGGCCCAGACUACAUUCCAUGAGAGGUCGAUGCAUUUUGUAGGCAAAGAUACCUUUGUGGAGGUCAAGGGUCUGAAUCUGACGCAGGAAGGAUCCUACUAUGUCACUGUUGUGGGAAUGAACGAAGGAGGACAGUGUAACUCCUCCACUAGUUACUUCUCUGUGGAUAUCACACCACCUAUUGAGGGUAGGCUGCGUGUUGGACCUUUCUAUGACAUGCCUGUUGCCUAUACUGACAGUACUGAGUCUGUCUCUGUGGUGUGGGAGGAUUACAGAGAUGAUGAGAGUGGAAUCAAGUCCUACAACCUCCGCCUUGUGCAAGCAGCAUCAUGUAAUGAGGAUGAGGAUAACCUUACUGCGGUAGCCAACCAAGACUGGCUGGUACUCGGCCCAGGCAUUAACGAUUUCACAUUCGUGGACUUGAACCUAAUUACAAACCAGCCCUAUUUUGUUCAGCUGUCAGUCAUUAACCAUGCAGGAGACAGUGUCCUAUCCCAAGUAGGACCCAUCUUUGUUGACUCGUCUGAGCCGACAGCAGGACUGGUAGUUGAUGGAAUGGACUUCAAGAUGGACAUGACAGACAGCGGCGACAGAACCCAAGUUACCGGCACAAUCCUACACUUGCCCAACCCAGAGGGCCCACCCUGUCCACUGAGAGACAUUCCCUUCACUGAUCCACAGUGGUCAGCGAUGGACUUCAAGGGACUCUGGAACAUGAAGAGGGAGCAGUGGGACCUGGAGUAUCAGUCACAGCAGGUACAUGCAUCUGAUGAGAAUGUGAUGCUGAUUAUGGAGAGAGAUACAAGAGGGCCUCGUAUGCUGUCUGGAGCCUACGUCACCAAUGCACAGAUUGUAAGAAGCUCAGAAUAUGAGUUUGACUUGAAAGCUGCCCCACCUGACCUGCACAGUGUGACCAGCAUUCUAUUCUGGGAUGGCCCGGAUGGAGCAAUAGGGGAAUAUGACUUUGGUGGACGGGAGAACUGGCAAGAAGGGAUCUGUCAGUGCUGUUAUGACCAACCCUUCAACCAGUCUAUGUGUCCUCAGUGUGACUGCCAGGAUUUCUUGGGGAUAUUGGAUUCAUCUGAAGACAACUCAACAUUUGCCAGCACCACAAAUAGGUCACUUGAAGCCACACCAACCAACGAGGUCACAAUCAGUAAGAUGACUGAAGUAACCAGCGCUUCAUUGACCACAAUGGGUUCCGUCCCUUGGACUAUCCAGAAACUGGACGAAGAUGGGGACAGUGUGUCUGAUGAUGAGAGUGGGAGAUGGAUAUCACAACGAGGUUGCGGCAUCCAACUCUAUCCAAAUGGUAGUGCAUCUCAAGCUGUUCUGUGGUGUCGUUAUUUGAAGGAUGCCUGGCGAAUGACAUCGGAGGUCAUAGAUCUUGACUUUGAUCCAUCAAUAGAGGAGCAUCAUUUCUCAGUCCACAUCAGAGUCAUGCCGUUUGAUGCAAAUGAGGAUGAAUGGUCCUUUGAAGUGUACGUUGAUGGUAAACUCCUCUCUUCACUGACUGGCAUACCAGUCCUGUCCUCAUCUACUAAGCUCAUCCUUCAUGUCUUCAAUCGAGACAGCUACAUCGCUGAGCUACAAGACCCCUUCAAUCCUCCAGCUGUUGCAGCAACACUUAGAAAUUUGAGGAUGUCGCCUGAUCAGAGCAACCUGUGUCGUUACGGAGCACCAUUCAGGGCUGGAACCAGUCCUGUCUCACGCUACUUUGCUGGUGUUGGCUCAGUAGCAGGAGCCACAGAUAUUGUGCCAUUUGAAGAGAUUGUCAGGCCAUGCGUUCCUUGCAUCCAUCCGUGUGAUCGUUACCAGUGUGAUCCCUCAUGUUCCCUGGAUGCUGUUCCCAUCACCUUCACAUUGACCAACCUGACUCUGCCAAGACUGGAGCUAUCCAAUACCACCCUUGACAACGAGGCUAAUGCAACAACGCCACCUUCAAACCAAGAUGAGGGAUCACUCCCAUUCUUCCUGACAGUGAAAACUUUCUUAGGAAAUGGGAAAUCGGUGUCAGCAUCCUCCAAUGGUUUCUACAUUGAUGACACACCACCAAAGCUGGAUCUCUUUUUCUAUUUGGAUGUCAAUCUUAACCAGUCUGCGCCAACAUCAUUCCAGUCUUCAGACUCUACCAUCAGUGUGCUGUGGAGUUUCAUCGACAUGGAGAGCAUGGUCAAGGAGCAUCACUGGGCGAUAGGAACAUCCAAAGGGGCAACAGACUUGCAAGACUUUGUCAACAUUGGGUUGAACCAGACAGCUACUAACAGUGGUCUGACGGGAUUACUGCAUCACAACACUACAUACUAUGUGACUCUGAAGGCUAUCAAUGGAGCAGGCUUGGAAACCAUAGUAGAAUGUGAUGGCGUGACUGUCCUUAUGGAAGAGCCAACUGCAGAUGAUGUCAACACCACCUCCAUGUUUAGCAAGAAGUUUGAGGAGGAUGUUUACCCACCCGAUGUGGAGAAAAGCGAAGACCCAACAAAGACUGGUACCUCCUGGUCCAAACCACAGGAUGAGUCCAUUAAUCGCUACGAAUACUGUGUGAGUAGUUCAGCGUCGCUCCUAGAUGAUGUUGUGCCCUGCAUGGUGGUUGGAGGCAACUCCUCUGGCUCAGUAACCAUAGAGGAAGGAAUGAUCAUCGUCCGUGCUGGUGACAAUGAAGAAAGGUUCAACAUCACUGACUUCAAGGCACCAAAGGACUCCAGCCAGGGGGAAGUGAUUGAGAAAGCUGCCAAGUUCAAUAUGGAACCUGGGAAGUCCCUGUAUACCUGGACAAAGAUGUGCAACCCAGCUAUGUUAUGUGUCACAGUAUCAGCAGGAACUACUAUGGUGUUAGGAGACAGUGAUAUGAUGAUGACAUCACCCAAUGGCACAGACCUUGUUCUGGCAUCACCAACAAGCCAGAGGAGGAGGAAGAGGGCCAUUGAUGAAAACCACUUUGAUUUCACUGUGGCUACAAAGGGAGGUCUGCACCAGGGUGGUUCACUCAUCCUAGGUCUGCUGGAUGUCAAUAGAACCAACCAGGAAUUCACAUCGGAUGCUGCCCUGGAUUAUAAACCAUACAUCACCAAUCCACUCUACACCAUCCCGUAUACAUCAAGACUGCUUAGACACAGGAUACGUUUUGUGUAUGAGCCAACCUACUAUCUCACCAGUCUUGGUCAGACAGAGUUGCAGGGACCAUUAAUGAUCAACAUGAGCCUAAGCUCACCGGGAAACUGGACAGAAGCAAAACCUAGACUUAUCUACUGGGACAAAGAUCACUCUAAAUGGCAAGAUGCAGCUAAGACAUGCAGUGAUGUGGAUCAAAUUACAUACCUUGAUGAUGGGAACCAAGUCAAUGUUCAGGUUUGUUCCACACAGGCUCCAGCCUUGUCAUCCUCAGAGCCAGGUCGCAAGCGACGUGCUUUGCAAGAAGAGUCGAUUCCUUCCAACACGACAUACUUCAGCCAUGAGACUCAUUUUGCAUUGGCUGUUGUCUUAGAUUCCAUCCCCAAUAACCCACCAGUUAUCACAAACUUGGUAGAGAAUAUGUUCAUGAAUGAGGAUGAAGGAACUCUGUCGUACACAUUCCAGGCCACUGAUCUUGAAGAUGACAUUUUGGUCUUUGAGCUUGGUAGUCACAGUGACAAGCAAGGUACAGCAAUGAUCACAGAGACCGGUGACUUCAGCUAUACACCUUGUACUGAUUGCUACGGUACUGUCACUCUGCAAAUCACUGUGAGGGAGGUACAGACAUUCCAUGAGAUAGAACCUCUAUCUACCACUGUCAAUCUCACCAUUGAAGUCCGACCAGUCAAUGAUAAUCCUGUGUUAUACAGUGCACAUAAUGGCCAAGUUGUUGGCAAUGGACGCAUUGCUUUGUUAACUGUUGAGCAGAACACAGGGACCAAUGUUGCCUACAAGGAUCUGAGUGCUGUGCUAGGAGCAUACGAUGUUGACACCAAUGAUGAACUGACCAUUAUGACCAGGCCCCCGACUUAUGGCACCCUGACACUGACAGGCCAAAACAAGACUGUGCCGUCCAGGCAGAAUUGCAGUGAGCCCUCUGUAGGCAGCGAAGAGCCAGUCAUUCCUUGUGGGAUUGAGUUGCCUCAUAGUGAGGAGGACUUGAGCUGGACGACAUCCACAUUCACCUAUGCUCCAAACCCCAACUAUCAUGGCAGGGAUAGUUUCCUUGUCUUAGCAGAGGACCUGUCUGGAGCCGUGUCUCAGCUACUGGAGGUACAGCUUGCUGUGCUGGUCAACCCUUGCAUCCAUGAGGGGGUCUGCAGAGGACCUGUUGAGGAUCCUGAUUGUACCUCCCCUGUACGUAGCAGUGGGUUCGAAUCCUACUCCUGCCACUGUCAGCCCGGCUGGGUUGGUGACAUCUGCGAGAUUGAUUAUGAUGAGUGCCAGUCCACGCCGUGUGCAUACCCAUACGUCUGCUAUGAUCGCCUCAAUGGAUUUGAAUGCGCUUGUCCAUUGUCUGAUCCACUGUGUGAUGACCUCAACUGGAGAGUCAAAGUUAUAAUAGGUGUGGUAAGCUGUCUGGUUGGUUUGUUCAUCGUUGCUGCUGUGGUCUUCUACUUGUACAAGAAAAAGUACAGCAAAAAAUUACAAAUCCAUCCAUUAGAGGAUGCAGAUGAUGAUCAACUGGUGCCAUACAUAAGUGGCAAUUACACUCAGCAAGCCUUUGACAAUCCUGUGUUUGAAGAUGACAGUGGAGAUCAGACAGAUUCUGACGAGAAAGACGAGCGCCAGGCUAGCCACAGUCAUCCGGAUGACUCUUCAACAGGAAGACCACUCUCUGUCAUCUCAAAUCGCUCUCAAAGCUCCUCUUCAUCAGGCCUCAAGAAGAACAGGCCCUGGUCGGGUCUUGCACGUUCUAAUGCUGUUUCAGAUGCUUGGCCUGCACUGGCUGAAGCUUCCUCCGUGGGUGGUAAAUCAUGUGAUGAACCUCCCCCUGCCAGUCCAACAGUGAGCCCUGCCGAUGCUGAGAUGUGGGCACAGCCAACCAUGCUCAUGAAGAGUUCUGCAGCUCUCAAGAAGGACGCUGAGAUUGGUGAUCCAGAGCAGAUGCAGAUGUUCCAAAAGAGGACUCCGCCAACUACCACAGAGGAAACCCCUAACUGUGUAACAGAGCUUCCAGGAUCCCUUGUGAGCUUCACAGAUGAUGCACAACUCAAUGACGUCAACGAAACAGUGAUGUAAUGAUGCAACACAAAUAUCUGUUUACCCUCUGCACUAAAGUUAUUGUAGCAUUUCAGUGAAGAUCAUCUGCUAAGAUUGGACUGAAUAUCUGAAUUUUUAAAUAAUUACCUUACUAAAGUACAUAUCUGGAAAGGAUAUUGGAUGUUGUAUCUUACAAACACAAGCAAAAGGCUUUUAACAUGUUCACGACUAUUUUUAAAGUAUAAGCUUGGAUUUGCACAAGCAUCGUGCAUGUCCCCUGAAGCCCCAUGUCACAGAAAACCGAAAUCAGUUGAAACUGACACAAUUGUCCUGAUUUAGUUUUCCCCAAGGAAGUGGGCAGCAAGUUUAAUUAGCCGGCCAUAAAUAUGCAUUAAUUCAUACUUUGAAACACAUUUCCAUUAAUUUGGCAAUUGGUUCUAGUAACAUGAUGUGUAUCUUUUUUAUAGUGUUUUCUCUGUUUAUGCAAGAGUUCCUGAAGUUGCCUAGAUAAUGAGUUCGUCCUCAGACAAAAACUUAACUAUGAACUUAACUAUUUUUUGUUAACUCUUUUUAGGGUCUGCCAUAAUUAGGCACGAAAUCGCAAGUGCAAACAAAUUUCUUAUGAUUUGGCAAGUUUUUCUAGCAUAGACUUGUUGUUUUUUUUACUAUUUUCUGUGUGUAAUCAAGAAAGUUUUCGAGUUGCGUAGAUAUUAAGCUUAGACAAAAGAUUGGCUGAGCUUUUAUAUUUGAAGGUUUUUACCCAGAUUAUAUUCACUCUUGUUAUAAGUACUUUUGCUAAUGUAAUGAUUUUAAUGAAGUUUGCAGUGUGAGUGACACCCUUUAUGAAACCUGAAAAUAUGAAAUUGGUAGUUCCAUGGUGUUGGACGUACAUUUUGGACAAUUCAAAAGUGUGCAUAAUAAAUGUUAUAAUCAUAGAGUGGAUUUUAAUUAUGAAAAAAAAGUCUUAAAAACGUCUAGUUACUACAGUGAUUUUAAAAUUAAAUUCUUCAUCCAUCAUUUUUUGCCGUACUAAAAAUAUCGACUCGAAACACCAUGGUGUCAGACGUCUCAGACAAAUAGAUGUUUUUGUGUACUUUUGUCAAUAAAAUAACAGCUGAACUGUUGAACAUUGUUAGAAAUAAGCUAUAUUUCAGUGAAAUACAGCUAGUAAGCUUAAUUACUGUUAAUGUACCCUCAAGGAGACAUUAUUUCGUCAUAAGUUAUACCUUAGGGAGACACCGGACAUUAGGGAGACAUUUCAAUGUCUCCCUCAUGUUACAACUCCAAUUUAGAGGCUCAUGGUCCAAAACGUAAAUAUACCAGAAUUCAUGUGGGUAGGAUAAGGGAAAUUGGGGUAUUGGGUCAUUGAAGUUGGAAACCUUUUGACAAUGUGCACAAACCCUAUGGGAAUAUCCCCCAAAGGUACCAUUCCCCGUAAUAAUAAAAAUGAUGUAUAUGAUUCAUUGCUGGCAUUUGGAUAAUUGAAGUUUUUUUCAUUGAGACUUACAAUUCUGUGGAAUUGCCCAAAUGUCAACCUGAAAGAAUGUAAGCAAUGUGGUUUUAUAACUUUACGUGAUCACACAGGUAUGCAUGUCGAUUUGUUGCUAUAAAAAAAUAAUAACCAAGAAAAGAACCUUUAUUCUUCACCAAAUGUACACUUUUGUAUUUAAGGUGAAGAAUAACACGACAGAAUAUAUUUAGGUUCUUGGACUUUUGUAUGUCCCCCAGGAAACGGAAUAUACAAAGGUAUGAAGGAGGCCGAUAUAUGAUGAUCGAGAAACCAAUCCUCAUCAAUUAAUCCCCUAUUUUGUUGCGAAGACAUUUGUUAAUGAGAUUCCAAAUUCACAGAUCAGCUACAAAAAUUAAAGUGACUUCUAGCCCUGAAUGAUAUUUUUGAGAGCUGUUCAUAAGUUUUUAUUGUUAUGUUAGUGUAGUGUCCGAUCACAUUAAUACCCAGAUUUCCUUUGGAAAUGAAUGAAGUGUCCAAUGUAUGGUACUCAGAUUGAGAGAAUAAAAUUUGUUUCUGCAAAUAUUCCUAGUUAACGUGCAGUCUGUUUGUUGUAGGCACAACUGGGAGCCAGGAUUUUGACCAUCGUCUGACUAGAGGCGUUUGCAAGUUGCUGAUAGUGCGCAGGCGCAAGUUACGUCACAA